Molecule: messenger RNA, 21574 nt
Organism: Podarcis lilfordi (Lilford's wall lizard)
Lineage: Eukaryota; Metazoa; Chordata; Lepidosauria; Squamata; Lacertidae
Source: the annotation of a GenBank genome assembly
CACCAGAUGAAUCCACUCUGGCUCCAGGGGUGAUUGAGGACCCAUUUUCUGCAGGUGCUCCUCUCCCAGCCCAGUCAGGGGAAGGUGAGGCUGCCCCUGGGUCCAGUAACCCUCCAGCCUCUCCUGAGCUGCAGAGGCUCAGGGCAGAGAGAACUAAGUUCUCACAGGAGGAGUGCUCGCCUCCAGGCCAGGAGAGGCGAGUCACCUGUGGGCCAGGACCGCCCUAGGCCCCAGAGGAGAUAAAGGCCAGUCAGCCCAGUCCCAGGUUGCGGGAGCAACAUCGCUGGAAACCUGUUUCUGCCAGCACCCUCUCCUGCUCUUCCAGAGUUCCUAACCAUGCCCGGCUUCUUGCUUUGGACCCCGCUUCGCCCUUGGUGGACAGUCUCCAGACACUCGACCCAGGACCGGACUCUGACCACGCCUCACGGUAACCUCCCCCCGGGACCAGCACACCACACUUCAAUACGGGCAGCUUCGUAGGUUCUCGUGCAAACACCACAGGCUUUCUAAGUGUGAAAAGAGGAUCCGCAGCAAAAGGGAACGUCCUAAUCUGGGAGCCCAGGGGCCUCCCCUUCGCCUUUGUGGGCUGAAGUGGCUGUUCUGGCUCCCCUCCAGUUCCCAGCAGCGACCUCACCAGCAACAGCUCCAGUUCUUUAGAAUUCUCUGUCCCUAUUCAGGAAUCACAACUUGUAAAGAACGGAGCCCAGCGGCUCUGUUGCUUCUCCCUUCCCACUCCCCACAUUGCUGCUGCAUUUAUUGCGCUAUAGAUUUUUAUAUCCUUUUAGGGCACUACUUGCCACCCGGGCAGGAAGGUGGUCUUCUUCCCAAAACCCGCCAUCACCCUGCUUGAAGAAGAAGAAGAACUCUGCGCGUCUCAAAAGCUUCCCUUCUCUUCCAUCAGCAAGAGCUAGCUGAGAAGCAGGCCGGUGCUUUUUGCAAUUUUUCCUGGGAAAGUCAGGAUGUGAUUUUCCUCGGACAUAGGCUUUCUCACAGCACUUCCCCUGGGAUCACCACCCUGCUGCUAUCUUGGGUGCUAAAGGGUGCUGGCCGGGAGAGACAGAACUUGCUGCCUUAAAUUGUAUCUUCGUCUUUUGUUGCAUCCUGUUCCUCCCUUUGGAUGAAAGGCAGGCAAAGCAACUUCGCAAUUCACUUUGCCCUUUGCAAAGGCUCUUCUCCCCAUCUAUAACCCCCCUCAAUUUCUUUCUCCCGAGAGACAAUGAAGCUUUUCAAGCUGAGCUUGAGUUGGACUUUCUUCCUUCCUUGGCUGCAGGGUAAGUUUGCUUUCGCUGCUCCCUCUUUGCACCCCCUUUUUCUCCUUGUCCGUAAGAUUAUUAUUUUUACAUACAAAUACUUCCCCUGCAUGGACAGUGUUUCAGUUCGCCUUCGCUGGCUGAUCUGUGUUUGUUUUGAUUGUGAAACGGAUUCUCCUGGCAACGAGAGGUUUUUUUUUAAUGUACCCUUCUCUGUGUGUAUGCAGCUAGGUGACCAUUGAAGGCUAUUUGAAAAGGAGCAACGAAACUGUUCCAGGAAUUCUGGGACCUACAAAUGUUGUUAGGCAAGUCAUGAAUAUGCAAACCGCACAUCCUAAUUUUUUGAGACCCUGCGCAACAAAAUCAAUAGGAGGUUGCAGCUGGACCAGGGAGCGGUCACCUAAAAUCUGUGUGAGUUCAGCCUCCAUGAAACACUGGGUGGCCUUAGGGAAAUCACGAGCUCUCAGUGUAGCCUACCCAGAGCUGUCAACUUUUCCCUUUUCUUGCGAGGAAUCCUAUUCGGAAUAAGGGAAUUUCCCCUUAAAAAAGGAAAACGUUGACAGCUAUGAGCCUACCUCAAAAUAAAGUUGUGAGGACAAAAUGGGAUCUCCCACUGUGUUCAGUCUCAAGGACUUUGCAGGAAGGUGAUAAAAUAAUAAAUAAGCACUCAUAUUUCGGGUUGUCUCCAAUGCAUAUUUUAGCUCUACUAAUUUGGAAGGGGGAAUCUGGGAUAUUUAACUGUUUUAAGCAUUGCACAAAUGUUGGGUGCUUUCUGGGUGGCAAGGAGAGAGCUGGCUUAUUCUUAGUGUUAGCUUCAAUCCUGCACAGUAGUCCGCGAUGCAGUCUGUUCUCCAGAUGUUUUGAACUACAAGGUGCUGGAAAAAGUUGUCAUCCAAAACAUCUGGAGCAUACCAGGUUGGCGUAAUAUGUAGCAGAAUCUGCAAUGGAUGGAGCCCUUCAGAUGUUUCUGGAGUAUCCUCCCUCUUUUUCUGCAAUUUAUGUAUUUAUUUAUUUUGUUCUGUUCAGUCAUCAUUCAAAAAUUAAUUUAAGAACAUACAAAACACUCAUAAACAAAUAUACCAUAUAUAUGGUAUAUCUAUAAACAAAUGUAUAUACCAUAUAUAUCUAUAUAUUGCAUUAUCUCUUCAUGCUAGAUGAUGCAGAUGUUCAUUUUCUUCCAAUGUUUCAAUAGUAUCCCAGCGCUCUCUGUGGUAUCUGAUCUCAACUUUCCUAUCAUACACCUCACUGAUGGAUCUCAUUUCCUUGUGCAAUAUUUUUUGUGAAUGUGUCAUCAAGGCAACCAGUUUUAUACUAAUGCCCCUGCCGCUCCCAAAUCUCAUCAAACAGUUUGGCCUUACAUUUGGUUACUUUCCCUCGUUUUAGCAAGCACAUACCGUAUUUUUUGCACCAUAACACUCACUUUUUUCCUCCUAGAAAGUAAGGGGAAAUGUCUGUGCGUGUUAUGGAAGGAAUGCCUACGGGUGGCAUGCCUACGGAUUUUCCUCCUCUAAAAACUACAUGCGUGUUAUGGUCGGGUGCGUGUUAUAGAGCGAAAAAUACGGUACUUCAGCAAGGAAAUAUUAGCAAAAUAUUAGCCAGCAAUCAGGGCUGUCUAUCAGCAGCUGUAAAUCCCUAAGGCCAACCUUCCCAACCCUGGCAUCUUCCAGAUGUUUUGGACCACAAUUCUGCUGCUGGCCAAACUGAGGGCUGAGGGGAGGUGUAUUCCAAACAUCUGGAGGGCACAAGCUUGGGGAAGGCUGCUUUAGACAUGCCCUCACAGGAUGGCCAACAGGAGAGGCUCCUGGCACCAAUGUAUGGAAACAUUUUUAGAAGAUGAAAUGGGACCACUUUCUCUGCCUGGUGUUCCUCCAUUUUCAGUGGGUGGUUGAGACAUCACCUCAGUCAACCCUCAGCAAAAAAAGCUCCUCUUUUCCUUCUAAAUCCAAAAACUGGGAGGAAUGCAUAUCAGGCGCAUCAGAUUUCCUUUAAGAAAGCAAUCCUUUAAUCUAUUGUGUGUUGUUCCCCAACCUGGAUUCUGUUUAUACUGCAGAUCCGUUGUUUUGGCCUUCCCUGAUACCUCCACAUAACGGAUUGUUCUUGCAAAGGACAGGAAAUUCUGCAGGGCUUGCUGUUUGCUCUGUAGCAACCUUCUCCCCACCCCAGCCCUGCCCCCACCGGGUGCCCCCCUGGAGGUAGCGGGCAGGGUGCCAAAUAAUUUGUUGUCAUUUAAUCGUUUAGUCAUGUCCGACUCUUCGUGAUGCCCUGGACCAGAGCACGCCAGGCACGCCUGUCUUCCACUGCCUCCUGCAGUUUGGCCAAACUCAUGCUGGUAGCUUCGAGAACACUGUCCCACCAUCUCGUACUCUGUCGUCCCCUUCUGCUUGUGCCCUCCAUCUUUCCCAACAUCAGGGUCUUUUCCAGGGAGUCUUCUCUUCUCAUGAGGUGGCCAAAAUCUUGGAGUUUCAGCUUCAGGAUCUGUCCUUCCAGUGAGCACUCAGGGCUGAUUUCCUUAAGAAUGGAUCGGUUUGAUCUCCUUGCAGUCCAUGGGACUCUCAAGAGUCUCCUCCAGCACCAUAAUUCAAAAGCAUCCAUUCUUUGGCGAUCAGCCUUCUGUAUGGUCCAGCUCUCACUUCCAUAUAUCAUUACUGGGAAAACCAUAGCUUUAACUAUUCGGACCUUUGUCGGCAAGGUGAUGUCUCUGCUUUCUAAGAUGCUGUGCCAAAUAAUAUCCCCUUCCAACUGAUGCAAUAUGCCUACAGAGUUUCUCAAACCUGGGUCCCUAGCUGUUGUUGGACUACAACCCCCAUCAUCCCUAGCUAGCAGGGGAAGUUGGGAGUUGUAGUCCAACAACUGCUGGGGGACAGGACUCAAGUUUGAGAAACAACACAGGCGGCAACCUUUUCCAACCUGCUGCCCUCCAGGUGCUUUGGAGUGCAACUCCCAUCAGCCCCAACAAACACGGCUGUGCUGAUGGGAGUUGUAGUCCAAUACAUAUAGCAGACUCGCAUGGCAGGGGGUUGGACUAGAUGACCCCUGGGGAACCCCUUCCGAUUCUGUGAUUCUGUGGCAAUGCGUAUAAAUGCAAUGCAGUUGCUUGGAACAGGCUCCCUCAGGGCUCUCGCUUCGCUGGAGGUUUUUAAGCAGAGGUUGGGUGGCCAUCUGUCAUGGAUGCUUUAGUUGAGAUUCCUGCAUUGCAGGGGUUGGGCUGGAUGACCUUUGGGAGUCCCUUCCAACUCAAUGAUUCUAUUUUACAUGCUGUCCUGACUCAUUUGGAGAAGCAAGGGAACUAUGUGAGAUUAUUAUUUGUAGACUUUAUUUAAUACUAUUAUUCUGCAUUUAAUACUAUUAUUCUGCAUAGAUUGGUGCCCAAACUAUUAGACCUGGGACUUCACCGUGUUUGUGCAGGUGGAUAUUAGAUUUUCUAUCAAACUGUUCCCAACGGGUCAGGAUGGGUUCCCACGUCUCUGCGGAUCUCAUCACAAAUACGGGGACGCCACAGGGGUGCAUGUUGAGCCCGCUUUUAUAUACGCUCUAUACAGCUAACUGUGCCCCCAAAUACCCCAGUAAUAAGAUCAUUAAGUUUGCAGGUGAUACAAAGGUGGUUGGUUUAAUCAUGGCUAGAGAUGGGGAGGAGGCCUAUAGGAAGGAAGCUGAGCAGUUGGGGGAGUGGUGCAGGAAAAACAACUUACUCCUUAACUUAAAGAAAACAAAAGAGAUCAUUGUGGACUUUAGGAAAUGUAAAUUGAAUAUUCAGCCACUCAUUAUUGAGGGGAAGUGUGUGGAACAGGUCUCGGUGUUUCGAUUUCUGGGAAUGGAGUUGAGAGAUCACCUAACCUGGGGAGAAAACAGUAAAGACCUGAUGAAGAGAGCACAGCAGAGGUUAUAUUUUCUGAGAAUCCUCCGGAAAAAUAAUCUCUCAAAGGACCUGUUGAUGGCACUUUACCGUUGUACUGUGGAGAGUGUAUUAACUUAUGGUCUCUAUGUGUGGUUUGGGAGCUGCACGGUCAGGGAAAAAACAAUGCUGUCCAGGGUUGUAAAGACUGCGGAGAGAAUAAUUGGGUGCACUCUUCCCACCUUGGAUCAAAUCUACGCUUCCAGGUGCCAUAAGAAAGCUGCAGAGAUAGCGCAGGAUAGUGGGCACCCCAGAAAUUAUCUCUUUCAGCUCCUGCCUUCUGGAAGAAGGUACAGGGUUAUUAAGACUAGGACUAGCCGCCUGAGAAACAGUUUCUAUCCAAGUGCGAUUUUGGUUUUAAACGCAGUGUAAGGUAGUCUUUGGGACGCGGGUGGCGCUGUGGGUUAAACCACUGAGCCUAGGGCUUGCUGAUCAGAAGGUCGGCAGUUCGAAUCCCCGCGACGAGGUGAGCUCCCAUUGCUCGGUCCCUGUUCCUGCCCACCUAGCAGUUUGAAAGCACGUCAAAGUGCAAGUAGAUAAAUAGGUACCGCUCUGGCGGGAAGGUAAAUGGUGUUUCCGUGUGCUGCUCUGGUUCGCCAGAAGCGGCUUAGUCAUGCUGGCCACAUGACCCGGAAGCUGAACGCCGGCUCCCUUGGCCAGUAAAGCGAGAUGAGCGCCGCAACCCCAGAGUCGGUCACAACCAGACCUAAUGGUCAGGGGUCCCUUUACCAUUACCUUUAAGGUUGUCUCUGUGGGAAUAUAGUGUAUUCAGUUAUGGGGUAUCAGAGUUUGUUGGUUUUUGAAUGUCUGAUGUAGAUGUUUUCAAUUUCGUUGUUCUGUAUGGGACAAUGACAAUAAAGAUUAUCGUAUCGUAUCGUAUCGUAUCGUAUUCUUCCCCAGUGCCGGGAGGCGAUGGCUUCCUCAUCAGGAACGCCCGUUUGCAAAAGUGCAUCCACGCCUCGUCCCACGAAAUCGGAAGGGUUGGUCUGGCCGACUGCAAGCCCCAGUCUGCGCAAUAUCACUGGACCUGGGAUGCCGCCACCCGGGCCAUCGUCCACUGGAAGACCGGGCUGUGCCUGACGGUCCCCAAAGCCCAGGAAUUUGCACCCGCUCAGCUGGAGUCCUGCGGAGGAGACAGGGCGCGCCAAGCCUGGGUGUGCAGCAGGAAAGGCCACCUCACGUUGCAAGGCCUGGGGCUUCACCUCAGCACCAAGCAGGAGGGACACAAGGCCUUCUUGGCCCGAGAGAAGGACAAGUUCAGCAGGUGGAAGACGGAGACGGAGGAGAUCGUCUGCGCUGCAGACCUGGCAGCGGCCCCUGUGCUCAGCAUCCCAGUGGAGGAAUUUGUAGACCCCCAGGUGUGGGUCCCUGAAGGUAAGGCAAAAAGGAUUUGCUUGCAGAAAACCGCUCCCAUCCGUAACCAGGAGCUCUCUUUCCCCCUCGCCACUGAAUGUGGUUAUUGCACUUAGAACCGGCGCUGCAUUGCUGCAGCUAGCUAAACCCAGCAAUGCAUGAGGUGGGAAGCUGCAUCAUGAGGAAUGAUAAUGAUGAUGAUAAUGAUAAUAAUAAUAAUAAUAAUAAUAAUAAUAAUAAUAAUUUAUACUCCACCCAUCUGGCUGGGUUUCCCCAGCCACUCUGGGCAGCUUCCAGCAGAAUAUUAAAAUACAAUGGUUCAUCAAAUGUUAAAAGCUUCCCUAACAGGACUGCCUUCGGCUGCCUUCUAAAAGUCCGUUUGUUGUUUAUUUUCUUCACAUCUGAAGGGAGGGUGUUCCACAGGGCAGGCGCCACUACCGAGAAGGCCCUCUGCCUGGUUCCCUGUAACUUCGCUUCUUGCAGUGAGGGAACCGCCAGAAGGCCCUUGGAGUUGGACCUCAGUGUCCAGGCAGAAUGAUGGGGGUGGAGACGCUCCUUCAGGUAUACAGGACUGAGGGCGUUUAGGGCUUUAAAGGUCAACACCAACACUUUGAAUUGUGCUUGUAAACGUCCUGGGAGCCUAUGUAGGUCUUUCAAGACCGGUGUUAUGUGGUCUCAGCGGCCACUCCCAGUCACCAGUCUAGCUGCUGCAUUCUGGAUUAGUUGUAGUUUCCAGGUCACUUUCAAAGGCGCAUGAAAGUGCAUGUAGAGAGCAUGUAGAGCGCAUUACAGAAGUCCAAGUGGGAGAUGACCAAAGUAUGCACCACUCUGGUGAGACAGUCCACGGGCAGGUAGGGUCUUAGCCUAUGUACCAGAUGGAGCUGGUAAACAGCUGCCCUGGACACAGAUAUGACCUGCACCUCCAUGGACAGCUGUCAGUCCAAAAUGACCCCCAGGCUGCGCACCUGGUCCUUUAGAGACACAGUUACCCCAUUCAAGACCAAGGAGUCCUCCACACCCGCCUGCCCCCUGUCCCCCAGAAACAGUACUUCUGUCUUGUCAGGAUUCAGCCUCAAUCUGUUAGCCGCCAUCCAUCCUCCAACUGCCUCCAGACACUCACACAGGACCUUCACUGCCUUCAUGGUUCCGAUUUAAAAGAGAGGUAGAGCUGGGACGCGGGUGGCGCUGUGGGUAAAACCUCAGCACCUAGGACUUGUCGAUCGCAUGGUCGGCGGUUCGAAUCCCUGCGGCGGGGUGAGCUCCUGUCGUUUGGUCCCAGCUCCUGCCCACCUAGCAGUUCGAAAGCACCCUUAAGUGCAAGUAGAUAAAUAGGUACCACUUUAUAGUGGGAAGGUAAACGGCGUUCCAUGUGCUGCUCUGGUGCUGGUUCGCCGGAGCAGCUUCGUCACGCUGGCCACGUGACCCGGAAGUGUCUGCGGACAGCGCCGGCUCCCGGCCUCUAGAAUGAGAUGAGCGCACAACCCUAGAGUCUGUGUCAGGACUGGCCCGUACGGGCAGGGGUACCUUUACCUAGAGCUGGGUAUCAUCCGCAUAUUGAUGGAUACCCAGCCCAAACCCCCUGAUGAUCUCUCCCAGAGGCUUCAUGUAGAAGAACACAUAUGAUGAUGUUCAUAUGGCAGGAUUUGACAAAGUCCAGUCCCUGAGGAGAGGAUUGUUAAUCUCUAAAGCAAGUGGCUUGAUAGCAAUGAUUAUUACUUACUUAGUUAAUUAGGUAAUUAAAUUUCCAGUUAGAAUCCUCGCAGGAGGAUGAAAUUACCCUCCUCUCUCGCCAAUGCCAGCAAACCCACCAAAUUUGCUCCAGAGGUUUGGGGACCCCCUGGAGCAGAUUUGAGAGGGGCUACAUGGGGAGAGAGGAAGGGGAGACACAUUUGCACAACCUUGGAUAUCACGUGAAACCCCCACCCCUGGCUUUGCCUAGUAUCUGGCCUGAAAAAGAACUCUGGAGGAGUUGGAAGCAUGUGCAUUGUUUUGUGAUAUGACAGCUCCACCUAAUAAACAACAACAACAUAUUAUUUUUACCCCGCCCAUCUGCCUGGGUUUCCCCAGCCACUCCGGGCGGCUUCCAACAAAGAUUAAAACUACAUUAAAAUGUCACACAUUAAAAACUUCCCUGAACAGGGCUGCCUUCAGAUGUCUUCUAAAUGUCAGGUAGUUGUUUUUCUCUUUGACAUCUGGUGGGAGGGCGUUCCACAUGGCGGGUGCCACCACCGAGAAGACCCUCUGCCUGGUUCCCUGUAACUUGGCUUCUCACAGGGAGGGAACCGCCAGAAGGCCCUCGGUGCUGGACCUCGGUGUCCGGGCAGAACGAUAGGGGUGGAGACGCUCCUUCAGGUCUACUGGACCAAGGCCGUUUAGGGCUUUAAAGGUCAGCACCAACACUUUGAAUUGUGCUCAGAAACGUACUAGGAGCCAAUGUAGGUCUUUCAGGACUGGUGUUAUAUGGUCUCGCCGGCUGCCCCAGUCACCAGUCUAGCUGCCACAUUCUGGAUUAGUUGUAGUUUCUGGGUCACCUUCAAAGAUAGCCCCACGUAGAGCACAUUCCAGUAGUCUAAGCGGGAGAUAACCAGAGCAUGCACCACUCUGGUGAGAAAGUCCACAGGCAGGUAGGGUCUCAGCCUGCGUACCAGAUGGAGCUGGUAAACAGCUGCCCUGGACACAGAUUUGACCUGCGCCUCCAUGGUCAGCUGGAAGUCCAAAAUGGCUCCCAGGAUGCGCACUUGAACCUUCAGGGGCACAGUUACCCCAUUCAGGACCAGGGAGUCCUCCACACCUACCCGCCUCCUGUCGCCCAAGAACAUGGAUUGCCCUCAUAUCCCUCUCUCUCCCCCCCUCCAGAUAAAACUACUGCGUUGUCAGAGAUCAGUACCUCCUUUAUAGACACCAGACCCACAUCUCCAGCCAUCGUUGAUGAACCUAAUAUCACCAGCAAUCUUCCAAAGAACGAAGAUGUCAUCCUGGAAGCAGAUGACGGUGAGUACGACAAGCAGGGUGGGGACUUCAGCCUGAAGCACAAAGGGCCAUAGGAUUGCAGAGUUGGGAGGGAACCUGAGGGUCAUCUAGUCUAACCCCCUGCAAUGCAGGAAUAUGCAGCUGUCGAACCUGCAGUCUUGGCAUCAGCACCAUGCUCUAGUCAGCUGAGCUACCCAUGCAGGAUAAAGCAAAUGGUCCCAAGCAAGCCAGAGCUUCCCGUUUCCAGCAGGGCUCAGGGGACUAUCCUCCAGGGCUUGCAGGAAACAGCUCUCCUCAGCAACUGGUAUUCGGAGGUAGACUGCCUCUGAACUUGGAGGUUCUAUUUAGCCACCACAGUUAAUUGCCAGGGAUAGACGCAUGCUCUUCUAUGGGUUUGUGUAAUCCUCUUUCAAAGCCAUGCAAGCCAGUGGCCAGCACUGAAUUAGAUGUUUCUGAAUUAAGCAUUAAUUCUGGGUGCCUUCCAACAGAAUAUAAAACAACGCAGCAGAACAUCACACAUUAAAACCUUCCCGAAACAGGGCUGCCUUCAGAUAUUGAAUAUUCAUCUCCUUGACAUCUGAUGGGAGGGCAAUCCACAGGGAGGGCGCCACCACCAAGAAGGCCCUCUGUAACUUCACUGCUUGCAGUGAGGGAACCUCCAGAAGGCCCUCGGAGCCAGACCUCAGUCUCCAGACUAAAUGCUGGGAGUAGAGAUGCUCCUUCAGGUACACAGCACAAAAUCCGGCAGAAAAGGAGCUAUUAAGCUGUCCUCCUUGCUUGGAUUUAACAUGUCCAAUUUCAACCAGCCUGCCUUCACCCACCUAUGGUUGGAAUCGUGCAGGCUGCAUGCAUGUAAGGUGCAAUUGUGUUGUCAAUAUCACCCUGCUUGUGAAAAUCCUAGCUCACCAGGACAUAGGGUUCUGUAGGCUGCCCUAGACUAUCAUGUUUUUUAACAGGGGCGUCCUCCAACACGUCAAUAGUGCAUUCGUUGUGGAUUUAUAUUGGACCUUCCACACAUAAUUUCGCUCUCUCCAUUGCUCUGCAAUGCUUCUUCAGAGUUACUACAUUAUUGCCAUUUGCAGGCAAUAGGGAUGGAAGAACUUGCCCAUUGCAUUUCUCUCUGUUUCUUAUCUUUCCAAUUUUAAUUUCAGUUCUCCCCAUUUCUGGAGCAAACUGCGAUUUUAAAAACCCUCGUGAAAAUUCACCAGCGUUUUAGUGCAAAGUUCUCCAAGGAAACACAUUUUUGUACGUAGUUUUGAGUGACGUACAUAUUUCUGCAAGCAGUUUCCCCUAACAUAAUGUAUUUUUGUAGGUUAUUUUCACUGCAGGGCCCCUUAAAGUUGAACCUCCUUCAGGUAGACUAUUAUAGGAGCAGGAGUCCUGGUCACCCUAGUGUGAUUUCUUGCCCUCCUCCUCACAGUACCUGCCUGGGCUCCCCGGGCUUGUUCUUGCUGAAAUAGCCAAUCUACACCCGGUGAAUUGCAUGUGGCAUCUCACAGGAGAGAACACUCCUCCAAACAAAACAACAACAAAACAAAAAUCCCUGCACACAGAAGACUAGCAUGCCAAGGACACUUUUCCCUGACACACUGUUUUUCUAUGUGCAUGGAUAUUUUUAUUUUUUUAUGGAGGAGGGCAUGCCUUUGGCAGCACCCUGAAGAAGCCAGGUCCGCAGCCCACCCAGAGGUUGACCUCUGCAGUGACAACAAAUCCUGAGUGUAGCUGACCUGGAAACAAAGGUGCAGAGACGAGCGAAGAACGCGAGAUUUUCUCUUCUUGCUCCGAAUCCUUUAGUUUCAUUCUCCCUCUUUCUCUCCUUGCCAGAAAGGCACAUGCCUCAUAAGAAACAUCAGAGGAAGGGUGCAGCUUCCCGAUCGACAGGUAUGAUGGAUAGCGAGUGGAAAAUGGAAUAUUCACCGUAAUUAUUAUUCUUUUGAAACAAAAAUAAAAAAUAAAAGCCCGUGUUAAAUUCACAAACACAAAAUGUGGUAUUAGCCACUGGCCUGGAUGGCGCUAGGAUUAACUGAACUCAAUAGGGAGCUUAGUAGAGCCUCCCUGGGCAGAGGCAUUGUACCCUGAAAUACAAAGUGAGUUCAGUGGCAAGAGCCACAUGCCCUCAUAGCCGAAUUUCUGGGGUCUGUAUUUCAGUGGUGGGUGGGGCUCAAUUACACACACAUUCAGAUACACCCAUUCUCCUCUGUAAUGCACAUCCAUUCAUUGACUCUCCGCUCCUGCCUCCCCAUAUCCCAGCAAUCCAGCUUGCAGGGGAAACAGUCUGGGAGCCCUACUACCCAACCCCUGCUGCAAUUUCACAGAAUCAUAGAAUUGUUGGAAGGACCCCCUACGGUCAUCUAGUCCAACCCCCUGCAAUGCAGGAAUCGCAGCUAAAGAUGGCUAAUCCAACCUCUUUUUAAGAACCUCCAGCGAAGGAGAGGCAGGCCGUUUCCCCAAAUAUUCCCCACCCACCCACGUGUACGAGGAAACCGCCUUAAGAUGGUAAUACAGGAGAUGUAGGCAGAGCACAGGAAUGAUGUAAUUAAACAUACAGGGUGCAAUGCACUUUCAGGGACCAACUGGAAGACGGUCAUACUUGUCCUGAGCCCGCUGGCCUUUAUCCUGGGAGUGACAAUCCUCAUUCUCAAUAUCCGGUACAACAGGUAAGAGGCCCAUUCAUCCCACAGUGUUACUGUCUCACCAGCAAAGUCUCUGUUUUGCUCCGCUUUCUCUCCUCUCCAUCACAAAGGCCCUGGCUUCCGAUUCUGCCUCCUCUGCUGUAAGUUCCCUCCCUUCUUCCGGGGCCUCAGGCUACAAUGUGGGAGCAAAUAACGCUGACCCACCCCCCAUGGCUGUUGCACAGAUUGCAAGAAGAUAUUAUCUGUUGAGUUCUUGAGCUCUCCAAAGCGCCAUAGGAGUACCAAGCCAGAACGCCUUACUCUAGGUGCGCCCGCUUGAUCGCUUUGAUCUGCGGAACUGACACUAUUACAUGUGCCACAUAUUACCUGUUCCGCAUUUGUAAGAAAAAUGAUCGCUUACUGUUGGACUUUGGAACUCCUUGCCUCUUGACAUCAGGCAGGCGCCUUCACUGCACUCUUUCCAGCACCUGCUAAAAAUAUGGUUUAGACAAAACUACCCAGAAAGUUGAUGCAAGUUUUAAUGCUUUUAGUCUACAGGUAACUCACAUCUUUCACCUUUUUUACUUGCAUGAUCGCAGUUUUGCGCAGGUGGGGGGAAUAAAUAAAUGGAGAGUGGAGCAAACCCACUCUCAUUAUUUGUUUCACCCCAGAGCCCUCACGCUGCCUCCCAAAGUCUCGCAGGGGGACCAAUUCCAAGGGUCUCUGGCUCUACACAUUUUUGCAUAUACAUGUGGACCCCCUGAACUGAACCCUUGUGUAAGAUGCGAGUUAACACUAUUGUUCUUUUAACAAUUUGACAAUCUUAAAUUGUUAUUAAUUCUUCUUGAUAAUUUUCUUUCUUUUUUGCAAACUGCUGUGAGGGCUUUUCUUUUAAAAACAGCCGAGCGGUGUAUGCAUUUUAGAAAAUAGAAUAAAAUUAAAAUAAUGCAGUUUACUCUAGUGACCAAAACCACCAGGUUGCAAAGAAUUGAGUGUUUGGUGGUAACUGCAGUGAGGACACUUCUCUACUGGCAUUUCAUAAGAGUUUAAGAGGAGCUCUAAUUUUUUAGUAAGUACUUUCCUUGAAAAUAACCAAGCCUGCUGCCCUGAUAAUCAGGAUUGGGGAAACCCAGUCAGAUGGGCAGGGUACAAAUAAUUUAAUUAUUAUCAUCUUUCAAAUGGAUCAAAACUGAUUCAUCAGUUCAACUUCGUGGAUGCCUUCAAUUGGCCCCACAGAAUAUUCAAGACACCACUUGCCUAAUAGGCCUCACAGGUACUGUGCAAAUACCAUCCUGAGUCUCUCAGUAAUUUCAAAGCAUAACCUGCUGCUGCUUCCUGCUUUAGGAAGAAGCGGAAGCAGAAGCUGUCUCCUUUGAAGAGCUGCCGCGUGGUUCACGAGGAGCGGCCACCCUUACCUAGGGCACCUAGCCCCAGCCCCAAGGGGCAGAUCAUCCCAGCGUCCCCCACUCCUUCACUGAAACAUGGCGAAAUCCUGAUUGAAUGGAAAGAUGGGACAGUCACACCGCUCUUCGACAACAUGAACUAUCAAAUAUGCUGAACGUGACGGGCGCUGACUCUGUUGCUCUCAAAGCAAGCGUUUCUGGUAGGGUUCAUUUGACCAAGGUCCAUGCAGCCAAUUUCAUUAGACUAACAGUCCUGAUAAGAAAGCAGGUCACUUAAGAUAAUUUUCUUAACAAUCAUAUCUGCACUGCACAGCUAUGCAGCUAGGCAGAGAGCUUUGCUUUGUCUCAAAAUGUACAGCCAGGGUUGCCUGCAUUAAGAAACAGCCGAGAGGCUAGGCUAGGUUGUGCUUGCUGCUCUGAGAUGGUACAGUCCUCGCACAGGGGAUGUAUUUGCAUGAUAUCUAAUUCUGGAUCAGGCAGGUUAGUUGUCAAGCACCCCCAUGCGGGUGGCAGGUAGGUCAAGAUGGCAUCUUCCCAUCUCACGCUACUGUGGUACAGUCCUCCCAUUAGAACCAGUCAGCCUCAGAAAUGCAAGUAUGAAAUCAGCCUCUGAAAGGACCACCUCGAUGGAGAUCAUUUACAUCACAGUUCAAGUCCUUGUGCUUCUUACUGUAUGACUGCAAAGGGCUUUUUCCAGUCCACACUGGGUGUGGCGAGCCUGAGACAACACUGGAGAAAAGGGUUGGGAUAUCUGUGCCUAUGUUGGACCUAAAAGAGGAGGACAGCAGCAACAAACAAGAACCAGCUUUUUGUGCAAGGUCACCUUGGGGCAAUCUUUACUCACCCCAAGGUUUGCAAGCAGUGAAGGAGCAUUAGAAUGCAGCUGUAUAUAGAACUUUGCAUUCGGUUAACACAGCCCUUUCUGGGAGGCUAACAAAUACGGUCUCCUUGGCUAUGGCUUAGCUUCUAAUAAGGACAUACCAGGCAUUACAGAAUGAUGCAGGGAUGUUAGUUCCUUGCUUGGAAGUUUUUCACUCUCCAGGUCUUCUCUAACCCUGAUGCUUAGGGCCACACCUCCCAUUAUCACUCACUAUUGGCCACGGCUGCUGGGAGAUAGCGCUCAAAACCUAUAGGAGGGCACCAGGUUGGAGAAGACUGCUCAAGAAAGAAAGAGGUUUGAGGGAAAGCUGAGUGAUGAGCAGCCCCUUGGGCAAGAGGAUGCACAAGGGAGAGUGAGCUGUUCUUAAGGACUCUGUAGCUUGCUUUACUCAUGUCCGGUUUUCAAAGGCAAGCUGUGGCUCCCGAAAGCAAUGUGCAGUAUUAAAACCAUAGUGAUACAAUGACAUCCUUAAAAAAGAAGAGGCAACUGAAUUCUUCUACUGUGCAUGACACGCAUUCCUAGUCACUCUUGGCAGAUAUUAACUGGAGCAUGCUGCUGCUCCCAGCUUGAUUGUUCUGGAUGUCACUAACUCCAGCCCGAUACCCUCUGCCUUCACUCAAGCGGCUUGUUUUAAACCAGGCUCAAAAUAAAGGACUAAACCUGAAUGGGGAUUAUUUAUUUUUUAACAAAAAGCACACAUCCGCACACAGAGAAUUGAUCAUGAGACAUGCUAGUUUUGUGCGAUCACUGUACAAGGGAUUUCCUGUUCCUGACAUGGAUUUUCCUCAACUCGCUGUAAACUAAGCGGAGUCCAGUGGCCUACAGGCAAGACCUGACUUGACCUGUGGGAUGAAUGGAUGGACUUCUGCCCAAAUUGCAGUACUGCAGUAGCACUGGGGACGGCAUUGGUGCAGAGAGGACAUCUGUGCCACACGCAGGAACAUUAGCAAGCUCUUGAGCUUCUGUGCUUUGUCAGAAAGGGGUGUGUGUGUAGCAGCGCGAUCAUGUCGACACGUAUUUUAUUAUUUUUAUAUCCCGCCUUCUUCCCUCCAAGGAGCUCAAGGUGACGUACAUGGUUCUCUCCUUUCCCAUUUUAUCCUCACAACAUACCUGUAGGGUAGGUUAGGCUGAGAUGUAGCGAGUGGCCCAACGUCACACCCAGCAAGAUUUAAGACUGAGUGAGGAUUUGAACCCUGGCCCUAGCCGGAAACUCCAGCCAUGAUACCAGUCCUGGCUCAAAGGCAACGAUGGAAGCCCACAAAGGCGUUAAGACAAGGAUAUUGGGGUCAGGAGAAUGGCUAGACUUUGUCUAUGCGAACCUCCUCUGUAUCACAUAUGGGCAAACUGCUUGUGGCCCUUGCAGGACUUCAGCCUGCGAGGGCAGAGGGUGGGUUUCUUACAUGUGCCUAAUUUGUCCCCGCUGCUGCUACAAGUUUAUACAAAUGCGUAAGACACUGCCUUGCUGGAUCAGACCAAAGGUCCAUCUAGACCAGCAUUCUGUUUCCAACGACACACAAAUGCCUCUAGGAAGCUGACAAGCAGCCACAACGUCGACGAGUGUGUCUCUCUCUACUAUUUGCUGCCUGCCUCUGAACCUGCCACUUGGUUAGCGUGGCUAACAGUCCUUGAUAAAACUCUCCUCCAUGAACAUCACUGAGUGCCACAAACGUUAGGUUGCAUCCACACCCUGCUUCGCCAAUUGUCAAUGCCCAGUAUAAAGGCUCAGCAUAUAACUUAUAGAGGCUAUUUUGAAUUCUGCUCGCGCUAAACAUCCCUCUCUAAGAAUUCGGGGGUGUGGAAACAUCCAUGCUUUAAGUAGCUUGACAUAAUUAAAGUGCAUCUUUAAGAUUUUUGCAUUUCCCCCCUAGUAUUCUCUGCUUUUAUUUUUAUGGAAUCGUCAGUUAAACUUUCAGCUAAAAAAAACAAAACAAAACCCCAUUCCUGCAUCCCCUGGAGCAUUCAGCCUUUGGAGCAGAGAAAGUUGUGUGCUUCCCUAAAGGCGCCUUGCAUGUCCUUGAACUCUGCAAGCCUGCAAGCCUCAUUGAGGGUCAGCCAGCAAAAGGCCUGGUGCUCCGAUGAGAGCUUGACCUCCGUGUUGUUGUCCUUCAUUUCAGCCAGCCAGUAGAUGACGGUUUUGGCUUUGCCAUUCACAGUGUAGUUCAGCUCCUUUUUAAACCCGUCAAUGAUGGUGAACUGAGUGGAGUUCAGCCCAGCCUCCUCCUGCGUCUCCCGGAGGGCGGUCUGCAGGUCAUCUUCCCCAGGAUCAACAUGGCCUGGCACGAGGAAAGGAAAGCAGAAUUUUCAGGAAAGCAGAAACAAGGGGCUCUGCUUUUUAUCUUCUCCUGACACUUGGUUCUAGAAAAAGGAAGUGUUUUAUGGUUGGCUCCAAACAUCACCAUGCUUUACUGCAGAGGUGGCUGCAUUUAAUGUGUCUCCAACAUAUUUACAGACCACCUCAUCCUCAGGGCUUUGGACAGGUAGCAAGCAAAGUCGGAACCAUUCUAAAUGAACACUUUCCAGAUUUAAAUCUGAGCACCAAAGGCCAGUUUAAACAGAGGAAGCUGCCUUGCGCCAAACCAGACUAUCUGCAAAUUCAACUCAAUUCUUUUCUACUCUGACAGUCAGAAAUGGCUCUCCAGGCUCCUUCUCAGCACUUGCCACCUGAUACUUUUUUGAAAUGGGAGAUUCUGGGAUUGAGGCUAGGAUGAACAGGGGCUUUCUGCAGGCCCACUAUUUCCUUUUCACACGCUUGCUGUCUGCAACUGACACAGCAAAGGCCUAAUGGGUCACAAGUAAAGAGACAGCAUUUAAGGUAUGUCAGAUCUAAGCCAUUUAUUCACUGAAACAUUAACUAGCAGCACAUAAGCUGUGGCCUUUUAGAAGUGGGUGAGAUGUUUUUAAUAUAUUUCCUUUUCCUCUUGGUUUUAAUGUGUUUACGUGGGAUGUUUUGUCUGCUUGUUUGGUUGUAAGCCACUUCGGGUUGCCCUGGAUUAGAUAGAUCGAUAGAUAGUAAGGCAGUGAUGGUCAACCUGCAGCCAUCUUGAGUCAGGAACGAUGAGAGUUGUAGUUUGGCAACAUCUGAAGGGCCACAGAUUAGUCACCCCUGAGUUUAAGGUUUGCAAUGGUCACUAGUGCAAAACUAGGAGUAUCACUGCCAUAAAAUAAAGGAAAAUGCUACACUUAACUUAUUUUGAGGAAAGUGAGUAGGGCUGGGCAAUUUAUCAAUAUAUCCAAAACCGGUUUGAAGUCCGUAUCAUGACAUUGGUUUCAUCACUUUUUACCUAGCAAUAUAUCAUGAAUGUGUGGGAUUGCUACGCAAAAAUCACAAUACCGUAUGGGGGAAAACUGUAAAGUCAGCCAGUGGCUCUGCACAGCUUUAUGCAUAUUUCAGACACUGUUAUAUAUCAGGGUGUCGUGAUGUUUAGCUUGUGAUAUAUCGUGAUGUUGAAAACUAAGUAUUGCCUGGCCCCAAAAGUGAGUUGAACAUGGGGAAAAGCACAUCUGGGGAAGGCGGCUAUCCUUGCCAGCUACACCAUUAUUUCUAACACAAAGAUCCCAUUUUCAGUCAGGUAUAAAUAUAGCCUGUUUUCAAGCUAGCUUUAGCAUUCCCUGAGAAAAGUCAGCCUUUGCUUUCACACAGAUAUAUUAUGGACAGAAAUAUAAACACAGCAAGCCACAUGGGGUCUAAGAAAAACAAAGGCAACAUAAAUAAUGCCUAGGCCAGAGCUCCUGCUCUGAAAUAUCAUAAACAGCCAGCCAAGGAGUCUUAUCUGUAACACAGCGACUCCAAGAGCAGUUUCCAGGAAGCAACAGUCCAAAGAAGACUCAAGAGUCAAGGGGAAAGGACUUCUGAAGUCACAGCAGAACGGCAUGUAUCACACCAUGUCAACAUUAUUAUUAUUCACUUGCAAAAUACAAGAAAAACAUGCACUUGUCUUAAAAUACAGAUGGAUUUAAUUCAGCCAUAGGCAAACUCGGUCCUCCAGAUGUUUUGGGACUACAAUUCCCAUCAUCCCUGACCACUGGUCCUGUUAUCUGGGGAUCAUGGGAGUUGUAAUCCCAAAACAUCUGCACGGCCAAGUUUGCCAAUGCCUGAUUUAAUUCCUUGAUCAGUUGACAGCCCUGUUGAGAAUCUCUCUGAAGUUGCUAGAUACCAUAAAAACUUAUGACACACCUUUCGGAGGGGUCCAGUGAUGAGACCCAUAGGAUGUCUGCAGGAGAAGGUACUCAAUGUUGUUCCCAGCAGCAGAAGCAGACGAUGUCUCACGCAGUUUCCUGAAGAUAAUCAAGCCACAUGCUCUCAAUGACAUGAUUGUCCUGUCCAGAACAAGUACAAAUGAGAGGUAUUAGUAAGUGCAAAGUCGUGGUGGGGAUAGUCCUACAGUGAGCCAAAGUAAGGUUGGGCGGGACUGGAGAGGCUAGACCUGUGGGUCACAGCGAAACUCCAUAUCUGACCAUGAGCCAUGGGAGUUGCAGUCCAAAACACCUGGAGGGCACAAGGUUGGGGAAGUCUGCCUUUGAGUGUUUAGCUGAUCGUUCUUAAGAAUCUUCCUAAUUUCACAGGGUUCCUGAUUUGUGGGUGGGAGCUUCUAAGUUCUUCUGAGAAUCCUCCUAAAGAACUUCCUGCUCAAAUGCAGAAAUGUCCUGAUUGGAGCAGGAGGAUCUGGCAAAUUCAGGGACACUGGGGUUGGCAGUUGUGCCCCACAAAUCCAAUAUAAUUUAUUCCACUGGGGUGGAAACACUUCCAGUGCUUUAUUUUUCCAUGGAAGGUUUUUAUUUAUUAAAUUUGCAUACCAUCCAAAGAGCAGAGGCAGUUCACAACAUAAAAUUACAAAAUGAGAACACAAAAUACAUUAUAAAAGAAAAACAAACCAAUAACACUCCUCUCACAAACAUAGGUCAUAGAAUGUUAAUCAGCCAAAGGCCUGGUUAUGGAGAAAUGUUUUUGCUUGGAGCCUAAAGAUAUAUAAUCUUGGGGAGAGCAUUCCACAAAUGGGGAGCCACUGCAGAAAAGCCCCAGUCUAGUGUUGCCAUCCUCCACCUCUCUUGGGGGAGGCACACAAAGAAGUGCCUCAGAUGAUGAUCACAGGGUCUGGGUCAGUUCAUAUGGGGAGAGGCGGUCCUCGAGAGACAAUCCUGAACUGUUUUAAGGCUUUGUGUCAAAACCAGCUAAUUGGUAGCUAGUGCAGCCGAGCCAGGAUCAUUGCAAAAAAACCCCAUCUUGUCCCGGUGAACAGCCUGGUUGCCAAAAUCUGAAUGAACUGAAAUUUUCAAACCAUCUUCAGAGGCAGCCCCACUUAUAACGUGCUGCAGUAAUCUAAACCAGAGAUUACCAGAGCAAAAAUAACAGGCUGUCCCUGUCCAUGUAGGGGCACGGCUGGGCUACUAGCCAAAGCUGAUGGAAGGCACUCCUUGCUACUGAGGUCAUGAGCCUCAAGCGACAGCAAUGGAUCCAGAAGCGUGCCCAAGCUACAUGCCCACUACUUCAAGAAUGGGCCAUUUCCCAUCAAUCCAGUCUAGGGAACCACCCACUUACAGUGCCUCAGUCUUAUUUGGAUUGGGCUUCAUUAGCAACAAUGAACAGAUACCAACUGCAAAUAGGAUGUUAGGCAAGAUUGGCAGUCUUAAAGUUGUGAUUAAUGUUUUUUAGGUAUUAUCCCUAACAAGCAUGUGAGUUAGCAUAUCAUGCACCAUUCUCUGGGUACCAGGCUGGCGAAGUACUAAUGGAAAGAUAGUCUUUUAAAGUCAGUAUUUUUAUGUAUUUUAAGUAGGUCCCCCUCCUUCAUUUUGCUGCUUUAAAUUGCCUUGGUCGCAAUCAAAACAUGCUGCUUCCACCUCAAGCUGCAUUACAACUAUGAUGGCAAAUCAUGAUUACGGAACAAUUUUAGAUCAGAGGGGUAGACGAGUGAGUCUGCUGCAGCCAGAACAUCAGUCUUGCGACACUUUGAAGACAUUAAUAACUUUUAACAUGGCAUAAACAGCUCACUUAAUCAGAUCCAGGAAGUGUUAUACUGAGUUGAAGGCAUUCAUAUCUACAUUGUUGGAAGGGUUGUGUAUGUGCAAUUACAAAGUGGGGUCAAAAGGAAAUGAAAACCAGAGAAGUACAGGGGAUUAUAAUUGCACUAUUAACCUUGGACAUUCACUGUUAAUUUAUUUACUGACUUUUCACUGGUCUGCAUUUUCAUUUACCUCUGAUAUCACUGAUUACUAUUCCCAAGACCAGGGCCUUGUGGUCCCUUCCAACCCUAUAAUUCUACAAUCAACAAUAUUACCAUAAUUAAGAUAUCAAUUAACAACAUUGCUGUCAUUAUUAACAAUAGCAUUGCUAUUAUUUGAGUAUAUAACUAAAUUGUGUGGAGCAAAAAAAGCAGUCAUUAAGAUAUGAAGCAAAUAGUAACUAAGUAAACAAGUUAUGUAGAGCACCAGAUUAUUUUGAUAAUCAUAAAUAAGAAUAAAAAUGUACAAACCCACCCCCAAGACCAUUCCAUUGUAACUAUCCAACCUCCCAAAAUUUCAACACCUCUUGCGAUGGUUUGACCCUUUUGUUUUAACAGUACAAAUUCUAUGAACACCCUCCAUAUCUCCUCAAAACCAUUUCUCCUGCAUAUUCCCUAUCUUAAUGGCACAUUAAUUAAAUAGCUAUAAUUAAUAGCUAUAUCCCACACCUCUUUAUACCAUUCUUCCAUUUUAUAUUCUGCUUGCCCCUUCCUCUUCCUAGCUAGAAUAAAUUUGUGAGCAAGUCCUUCAUAGGCUGCGAACCUUCCACCCCAUCGUAAAUUGAUAAUAAUGCUACCUCUGGACUUUCGGUUAACUUUAACUCAGUGAUUUCUAUUACCUCCUUAGAGGAUUAUUAUUAAGAUAGUGAGCAAAUAACAAACUUUUAGGUGAAUAACUGCAAACUAAUGAAACACGAGAAUGCAGUGCUGCUGCUGUUGUUAUUGAGAUAUGAAGGAGGAGAUCUUGAUGAGUUAUUGCUAUUAAUUCACCAGAUUGUGAGGAGAAUUAUUAGGACUGUUUAUUCUUAAAAAAUCAGGUUAUUAUUAUUUCUUAAGGUAUUGAAGGAAUAUUCUGAUUACGUGAAGCAGGAAGAGGAGCAGCUCAGGGGAGCGGGGACAGGCGCGCGGCCUCUUCCAGGCCGGACUAGCGAGCGCUGACUGGAGCUUCUCCAACUUCCCCAGCCGUGACCGCUUCCCUCGCCUCGAGGCAGCCCGAAU